Ipomoea triloba (trilobed morning glory) is the source of this 591-nucleotide messenger RNA. RefSeq names its product glycine-rich protein 3 short isoform-like. The record is from RefSeq and is a predicted model, not a curated record. Bases 51 to 437 code for a protein of 128 amino acids. Lineage: Eukaryota; Viridiplantae; Streptophyta; Magnoliopsida; Solanales; Convolvulaceae. The transcript has 2 exons.
UUUUCUUCACCCUUCAACUAUCAAUCUUACAUAGUAAAGUGUUUUAAAAAAUGAGUUCAAAGGUUUUUGUUCUCCUUGGCCUCUCUUUGGCCGUGUUUCUCUUCAUCGCUUCUGAGGUUACGGCCAGGGAAAUGGCCGAGACUUCUACUUCAUUCGACCCAACGAAAGCUGAGAAAGCAAAUGGUGUUGUUGGAGAUGAUAAGCACCAUUAUGGUGGUGGUGGAGGAGGAUAUGGAGGUGGCGGAUAUGGCCACGGAGGACACGGCGGUGGCGGGUAUGGGCACGGUGGACAUGGCGGUGGCGGUGGUGGUGGCUAUGGCCACGGCGGUCACGGCGGAGGAGGAUGCAAGUACGGUUGCUGCGGGCAAGGCUACCACGGAGGCUGCCAAAAGUGCUGCUCAUACGAGGGAGAGGCUGUGGAUGCAACAAAGCCUUAAGCCUCACCACUAUAUAUACACUUCGUACAUGCAUAUAAAAUAGUGUAUUGGCAAUCUGAUCUGUAAUAAUAUAUAUAUGCUUGUAGUGAAGUAGCCUUACUGUUACUUCUCUGCAAUAUCUUUAUCAUAAAUAAAUGAUUUGGUUGUCAUACAA